This is a messenger RNA of Dichotomopilus funicola, 957 nucleotides long. RefSeq lists its product as uncharacterized. The transcript has 2 exons. The record is from RefSeq and is a predicted model, not a curated record. Gene Ontology annotation, biological process: lipid biosynthetic process; protein N-linked glycosylation. Lineage: Eukaryota; Fungi; Ascomycota; Sordariomycetes; Sordariales; Chaetomiaceae. Gene Ontology annotation, cellular component: endoplasmic reticulum membrane; intracellular membrane-bounded organelle. Bases 1 to 957 code for a protein of 318 amino acids. Gene Ontology annotation, molecular function: dolichyldiphosphatase activity.
AUGGCCGACGACGUCACCCCGCUCGCCUCUCUCUCCCUCACCCAUGUCUACUAUAACCCCUCCGACCCCCUCUCAACCCUCUCCGCCUUCCUCUCUCUCCUCCCGCAAGCCCUCAUGAUAGUCUACGUCACCCUCUUCUGGUCCACCCGCGAAGCCGAAGUCCUCCUCAUGUUCCUCGGCCAACUCGCCUGCGAAGCCGUCAACUUCAUCCUCAAACGUCUUAUCAAAGAGGAGCGGCCCAAACUCCUCACCGACGCUGCUGGGGGCGCCGCCGUGGGACACGGAUACGGCAUGCCGAGUUCCCACGCGCAGUUUGUUUUCUUUUGGGCGGUGGCGUUGACGUUGUUUUUGGUGGUGAGGCAUCGGCCGGUGAAGUUGGGACGGGUGGUCUCUGCUGCUGCGGCCGUAGCUACGGUUAAUGCUGCGCCGGGAGUGCCGGGGGUGGGUGUUGCUUCGCCUGCUGCUGUGUCUACGUCUGCUACGUCCGCAGAUACUACUAUCUCCAAGGCUGACGCCGACCCCACACUCAUCAACAUCCACCGCGCCUACCUUACCGGCGGUCUCCCAGCCCUAACCUCCUCCAUCGAAGCCUACUCGCACACGCACUGGACGCUCCCGCAACGCUUCCUCGUCAGCGCGGGCGCCGCGCUCGUCGCGGCACUCGUCGCAUGGAGCCGCGUAUAUCUGGGGUAUCACACCGUGCGACAGGUGCUGGCGGGGUGUGCGGCCGGUGUGGUGUGUGGUGUGGGGUGGUUUACGGCGACAUAUGUGUUGAGAGAGACGGGGUUGUUGGCGUGGGGGUUGGAGACGCCGCCGGCGAGGUGCUUAAGGAUUCGGGAUUUGGUGGUGGUGGAGGAUUUGCCGCAGGCGGGGUGGGAGAAGUGGGAGGGGAAGAGGAGGGCUGCGUUGGAGAGUAGACGGGCUGAGGUGGGGGGGAGGGGGAAGAAGGAGCAAUAG